GGGUCACGUGACGUGACGUCAGCGCCGCGACGUGGCAGAUAGUGGCAGUUGUGUCCGCCAUUUUCACAGUUUGUUACUCUGGUGAGCUGUUUAUUUCCAGUUUUGCAUGAGUCCUUCUACACGCAGGUGUUGUAUUGAGCUUGCUGCUUGUGGGUUGUAAUAGUAAAAAUGGGAAAUAUAAUCACAUCCCUAUUCAAGGGCCUUUUUGGCAAGAAGGAGAUGCGGAUUCUCAUGGUGGGGUUGGAUGCUGCUGGUAAAACCACCAUUUUAUACAAGCUAAAGCUUGGAGAAAUUGUCACUACUAUCCCCACAAUUGGAUUUAACGUUGAAACUGUGGAGUAUAAGAACAUCAGCUUCACAGUUUGGGACGUUGGUGGCCAGGAUAAAAUUCGACCACUAUGGCGUCAUUACUUCCAAAACACACAAGGGCUCAUCUUCGUUGUUGACUCCAAUGACCGAGAACGUAUUGGUGAAGCGAGAGAAGAACUCAUGCGAAUGUUAGCUGAAGAUGAACUCAGAGAUGCUGUGCUUCUCAUAUUUGCUAACAAACAGGAUCUCCCAAAUGCGAUGAAUGCCGCAGAGAUCACUGAUAAAUUAGGUUUGCAUUCUUUGAGGAAUAGAAACUGGUAUAUUCAGGCUACUUGUGCUACAAGUGGAGAUGGUCUCUAUGAAGGUUUAGAUUGGCUGAGUAACCAGCUGAAGAAUGCAAAUCGCUAAACACCAGCAGCUCUCACACAUUUAAAAGCUGAACUAGUGGGCCGUGAUUAUUUAGGUUCCUGGCUUGGAUAAGGCUAUUGUUGCCCGUUCUGCACAGAAAAGUUAGUGAUGACAAAGGAAAAACUGGUUCUGGAAAAAAAAAGUUAUUCAGUGUGUUACAAACACUGUGAAUCUGUAACUGGAAGUUGCUGUGGGUGAUUUCCUGCAAGAUAGCACUAAUUCAGGCACUAGGUGGUGCCUGGGCAUGGAAAAAUGUGCACAGUGAACAAGUGAUGGGCUGGACAGAGCAGCAAUGUUACCUCAACUGAGGUGUCAGCAGUGUGUGAAUGACUAUAAUAGUGGUGAAAGAGAGAGAACAAGCCUUGCUGUUUGUCCAGUCUACAAUAUUGACUUUAAAGCCUGAGGUCAGGUCAUACCGGAGCCCAGUGUUCUCUUGUCUUACUGUAGUCUGAGAACUUAAUUAUUAGGACUUGGGCCCCAGUAUGAUACUUGGCUUGAGUGUAAUGCCUUUAUACUGGUGUAAAAGUCUGGUAUGUGCUCUUCAAAGAAAGCAACAAUUUUCAUAAAAUUUUAUUUUAUUUCUUCAUUAUCUUCACUUUUCAUUUGAGAUUUUAUAAUUUUUUUUUCUUGGUUUAAGGUAGGAACUUUUAUUUAUUGGAAUGUAUUUGCAGCUCACAUCUGUGUUAGAAUUGGUGCACUUUGCUUGGUCUAAAACAAAUCAAAGGUCCUUUGAUGGGACAGACCACACUCAAAAGUUGACUUUUGUUGGAACAUUCCCGUUGGCAUAGAAUUGAUGUGGAGCUACUGUAUCAGUUAAUCAACUUUGAUGUCUCAUAUUUUGUCAUCUUCAGAUCCUGAAUUUCAUAAAAUAUAUUACCAAAUACUGAUGCCCUUUCCUUGGUACUGUUAAACUUGAGCAGGCAAAAUCCCUUAAAAGGAAACUAGAUUGAUAACAAGGUGGUUUCUAAAUAUGCUCUUUGACUAAGUGUAAUAAAACUUAAUUUGUGCUUAAA
Cherax quadricarinatus is the source of this 1730-nucleotide messenger RNA. RefSeq names its product ADP-ribosylation factor 1 (gene Arf1). Gene Ontology annotation, cellular component: cytoplasm; plasma membrane. The record is from RefSeq and is a predicted model, not a curated record. NCBI's taxonomy places the organism in Eukaryota, Metazoa, Arthropoda, Malacostraca, Decapoda, Parastacidae. Gene Ontology annotation, molecular function: GTPase activity; GTP binding. Gene Ontology annotation, biological process: intracellular protein transport; vesicle-mediated transport.